Messenger RNA from Rotaria sp. Silwood1, 1488 nucleotides. The record is from the annotation of a GenBank genome assembly. Lineage: Eukaryota; Metazoa; Rotifera; Eurotatoria; Philodinida; Philodinidae.
AUGGUAGCCGCUCUAUAUGGAUACGAAAAUAUUGUUCGUAUUUUAUUUAAACAUUGUGAACCAGAAUAUCAAGUAGAACUCGAAGGUAUCAUGUACCUGGAUGAUCAGACGACUCUCGAAGGUAUCACUGCUCUCUAUUGUGCUUGUUAUCGAGCACAUUUUACCGUUGCUCGACUGUUGAUCGAUGCUGGUGGAGCUAAUGUCAAUCAUGGUACUCUGAAUGAACCUUAUCAUCCUCUAUUGAUUCACGCUACUCGAAUAAAUCGUCUUGAUAUUGUUCAAUUUCUUAUCGAAAAUGGUUAUGUUGAUGUGAAUGAAACUAGAUCAACUACUCGCGCAAAAUCGACCGCAUUGGUUUGGGCCAUACGACAAAACCAUCUAUCAGUUGUCAAAUAUUUGCUUGAAAAAGGUGCCAAUGUUGACUACUAUUGCACCACAAACUUUUCAAGCAAAUUUACAACACCAUUGAUAUUAGCUGUUCACGACGGCAAUUUAGAAUUAGUUCGAAUAUUGUGCAUUGCUGGUGCAGACACAACUGUUAAGAACAAAGCCGGUGAUACUCUACUUGCUAUUGCUGUCAAAAAAGAACAUUGGUCAAUUAUUCAUUUUCUACUAGAACAAUCUAUCAUCAACAUCGAUGAUGUUGAGCUUGCUAUUUUAUUCCUAAUUGAAAGUCGACUUUUUCCUAUCGAUGAGAAUAAAUUGUACAAACAUUUAUAUUUUGCUCUUCAACAACGUCUAGCAAUACAAAGUCCAAAAGUUUGUCGCCAACCAUUGGCUAUCUAUAACUAUUAUCAAGAAUGUCAAACUAUAGAAGAACUAAAUUCGAUUAAAACUGAUUCCAAUCGAAUAUGGAUCGAAGUAUUACUGGUUUUAGAACGUAUUCUUAUUCCUCGCAAGGAUCCAAAACUAGCAAAAAUCUUCGAACAACAACCACUGACGAGUGCAGAACAAACAGUUCUCUGCAAUUGGAUUAGUCGUCUGUGUCAACAAUGGCAAAUGCCUUCAGAUCGACAAACAAUAGUUCAUCUAUGUAUUAGUGGCAACACUUAUGGACUUUCUUAUCGGCAUAGUUCAAAUACUGCACGUUAUCUCAGAUUUCCUAAUGAAUCUGCACUUCGACUGGUACUCGCUUGUGGACAUCGUUGGCUCGAUUUGGAUGCUGUCGAAUCCAUAAUGAACAAUACAGCUCUUCAUUUGUUAUGUCAUCAGUCAGAGAAUCAAACAAUGAUCAAAUUACUUUUAAAUGCUGGUGCUCAUAUUGAUUGUAUGAAUCGUUAUGGACUUACACCAUUGAUGUAUGCAACUAGUCAAGAAACCAAAGCUUUUCUCAAGUCGAAAUCAACUCCAACACAUCUCAAAUGUUUAUGUGCUUCUAUGAUAGCUAGGCAACGAUUGAAUACAAGUGAUCUUGGACCAGCAACAUCGAAAUUGAACAUAUUCAUUUCACUACACGGCUGUUCAGUGACCAAAUCUGAUUGUAAAUGA